This is a messenger RNA of Coffea eugenioides, 3555 nucleotides long. RefSeq lists its product as uncharacterized. The coding region runs from base 1 to 3555 and encodes 1184 amino acids. Lineage: Eukaryota; Viridiplantae; Streptophyta; Magnoliopsida; Gentianales; Rubiaceae. The transcript is spliced from 7 exons. The record is from RefSeq and is a predicted model, not a curated record. Gene Ontology annotation, molecular function: nucleic acid binding; zinc ion binding. Gene Ontology annotation, biological process: DNA integration.
AUGGUCUUUUCUUGCCAAAACUACACCGAGGUGCAAAAGGUGCAAUUGGCCACCAUGGAAUUCACUGAGUACGCUGUGGUUUGGUGGGACCAAAUCAAGAAGUCUAGAAGGAGAAAUGGGCUACCUGAGCUCAUUCCAUGGCCCGAGCUUCGAGCCAUGAUGCGCACCCGCUUUGUACCUGGACGUUACACUAGGGAUUUAUACCACCGGUUACAAACCUUAGUCCAGGGCAACCGGAGUGUGGAUGAGUACCACAAGGAGAUGGAGAUCCUGAUGCUUAGAGCGGAUGUACAGGAGGAUCCUGAAGCCACCAUGGCGAGAUUCUUGAGCGAGUUACGACCCGAUAUUGCUGAACGAGUGGAACUUCAAUAUUAUAUGGAGUUGCAUGAGCUUGUAGACAAGGCUAUUAAGGUCGAGCAAAGGCUCAAGAGGAGGGGUACCACUCGAUCAAAUUUCGGCAAUACCACCUACUCUACCAACCGCCCAUUCCAACCAAGGAAUGAUUCUCGGCCUUCACCAAAUGCUCCUACACCAAAGCCGAGAUUCGAGGGAGGUAAGGUGGGCAACCCUAGUAUUAGUAAGCCGCCCUCUUCUACUCCAAAAUUUGAGGAGCCUAGGGUACAAACUAGAGCUCGUGAUACUCGAUGCUUCAAAUGCCAAGGUAGAGGCCAUAUUGCUAGUCAAUGUCCCAAUCAAAGGACUAUGAUUAUGAUGCAAAAUGGUGAGAUCGUGAGUGAGGACGAAGCCGAGUACGAAGGCAUACUACCUCUUGACGGAGGUAAUGAUGGGGAAUCACCAAAUGAAGAGGAGUUUAGUGCACCCGAGGGUCAUUUUGGGUCUGCAUUGGUUGCAAGGAGAGCAUUAACUGCACGUGUUAAGGAGGACGAGCUUCAACGGGAGAACAUCUUCUACACCAGGUGCUUCGUCAACCAAGCACUUUGUAGUGUGAUUAUUGAUAGUGGGAGCUGCACAAAUGUAGCUAGUUCACUCAUGGUGGACAACUUGAAGUUGCCUACAAGGGAUCACCCGCGACCCUACAAACUCCAAUGGCUCAACAACUCUCGGGAGGUUCGAGUAACCAAGCAGGUUCUUAUAUCCUUCCAAAUCCAUAAAUAUUCUGAUGAAGUAUUAUGUGAUGUAGUUCCUAUGCAGGCUAGUCACAUUAUACUAGGUAGGCCUUGGCAGUUUGACAGACAGGUGACUUUUGAUGGUGUGACUAAUAAGUAUAGUUUCUUGUACAACACCAAGAAAGUGAGGAAGUUAAUGAGAGAUGAGCAGCCACUUCUUAUGCUUGUUAGCAAAGAAGUAGCUCUGAAUGUGCAUGAACUUGAUAUUGACAUACCUCUCGAGGUUAAGUCUCUUUUACAGGAGUAUGCUGAUGUCUUCCCUGAGGAUGUGCCAAGUGGAUUGCCGCCACUUAGAGCUUACAAGAGCAACCCGGAGGAGACUAAGGAGUUGCAAAGGCAAGUGGAUGAGUUGCUUGGCAAAGGAUGGGCACGUGAGAGCUUAAGCCCGUGUGCUGUUCCAGUCAUUCUGGUGCCCAAGAAAGAUGGAAAAUUCGUGGUAGUUUACUUUGAUGAUGUCUUAAUUUAUAGCAAAUCUUAUGAUGAACACCUCGAGCAUAUUAGGGCUGUUAUGGAUGUACUUCGACGAGAGCAGCUCUAUGCCAAUCUCAAGAAGUGUAAUUUUUGCACUAAUGAGCUUGUGUUUCUAGGGUUUGUUAUAAGUGCGCAGGGAAUGAAGGUGGAUGAUCAAAAGGUGAAAGCUAUUCAAGAGUGGCCAACACCAAGGUCUGUGGGUGAUGUUCGAAGCUUCCAUGGCCUUGCGGGUUUCUAUAGGAGAUUCGUGAGGGACUUUAACACUAUUGCUGCACCCUUGACCGAGUUGAUUAAGAAGAAUGAGAACUUCCAUUGGGGAGAUUCUCAAGAACAAGCCUUUCACGCUUUAAAGCACAAACUCACACAUGCACCUGUACUUGCUUUACCUGACUUUUCUAAGACAUUUGAGAUUGAUUGUGAUGCUUCAGGUAUUGGAGUUGGAGCUGUGUUGAAUCAAGGAGGAAGACCUAUUGCCUACUUUAGUGAGAAACUCAAUGGGGCUGCACUGAACUACUCAACUUAUGAUAAAGAGUUGUUGUCUUCGAUCCUUACAGAUGCACUCUCCCGAAGGUACUCUCUACUCACCUCCUUAGAUGCUAAGUUGCUAGGGUUUGAACUGAUUAAAGAGCUUUAUACCCAAGAUAGUGACUUCGGUGAGCUUUACACUUCUUGCAAACACACUGGGCAAGGUAAGUUCUUCAUUUCCGAUGGUUACUUGUUUUGUGCCAAUCGGCUUUGCGUCCCACAUGGAUCACUCCGAGAACUCUUGGUAAGGGAAUCCCACUCAGGUGGACUUAUGGGACACUUUGGGGUUGAUAAGACUCUUGCCAUGCUGCAGGAACACUUCUAUUGGCCGCACAUGAGGAGAGAUGUUGCACGGGUGGUAGAUCGGUGCUUAGCUUGUAAGAAAGCUAAAUCCAAGGUACACCCGUAUGGCCUUUACACCCCAUUACCUAUUUCUAGUGCACCAUGGGUAGAUAUUUCUAUGGAUUUUAUACUUGGUUUGCCUAGAUCCAAGUAUGGCCAUGACUCCAUUUAUGUGGUAGUGGAUAGGUUCUCUAAAAUGACACACUUCAUUGCUUGUCAUAAAACGGAUGAUGCAUCUCAUAUUGCUAACUUAUUCUUUAAAGAGAUUGUGAGAUUGCAUGGCAUUCCUAGGACCAUUGUAUCUGAUAGAGAUGUUAAAUUUCUAAGCUACUUUUGGAAGACACUCUGGUCUAAGUUAGGCACCAAAUUGCUAUUCUCUACUGCUAGUCACCCCCAAACUGAUGGCCAAACUGAGGUGGUGAACCGUACAUUAGGUACUUUGUUGCGUGCCAUCAUCAAAAAGAACUUGAAAUCAUGGGAAGAGUGUUUACCUCAUGUUGAGUUCGCUUAUAAUAGGGCUAUCCAUUCUACUACUGGUUUCUCUCCAUUUGAAUGUGUUUAUAGUUUUAAUCCGCUAACACCACUUGAUCUAGUGCCAUUACCUAGUAAUGAGCGCGCACAUUUGGAUAGUAAACAACGUGCAGAGUUCGUUAAGCAACUGCAUGAGAAAGUCAAGGCAAACAUUGAGAGGAGAACUGCUCAAUAUGUCAAGCAAGCUAACAAGGGUCGCCAAAAGUUGAUUCUUGAACCUGGAGAUUGGGUGUGGUUACACAUGCGCAAGGAACGUUUUCCUGUUCACAGGAGAAACUAUGAUGCUUUUGAUUUGAGGGCAAAUCCUUCUCAAGAGGAGGGGAAUGGUAGCAUCAUAGGCCUGAAUGUGGAGAUCCAGAAGGACCUAGCUGUAACCCAAAUUAAUGCUUUUAGUGAGGUCGUGGAGAAGGCUCAACGAGUGGAAAGUGCCAGGCUACAAGUGAGGAAUUUCCAAGACAAGAAGCGAGGCUUUCCUGGCUGUAGUUCGGGGCAGGGGAAUAAAGGUACCCCUCCCAAGUUUGGAAUGGGGACCGGAGGAGGAAGGCAGCCUAGAAAGUGA